AGGUAGGGGAGGGGCGGGGGAGGAGCGGUUUCCUUGACGUGGACGGUCAUUUCCGUAAAGAGACUAUGGAGCAAUAGCGGCGUGUCGAGUCCAAGCGAUCCCCGCAUUAACCUUAAAUCGAGACGGGGAUUUGGCCGUCAAUCCCGUUUGGGUUCACACGGGAGUCACACACAGACUGAUCUCUUUUGCUCCCGCCCCGCCCCGCCGCCUGCUCCUCCUCCCCCCCCCACCCCCCAGCUCAGCUACAAUCAUGAUAAAAGCCAUUUUAAUAUUCAACAACCACGGCAAGCCGAGGCUGUCCAAAUUCUACGAGCAUUACAGUGAAGACACAGAGCAGCAGAUCAUCAGGGAAACUUUCCAUUUGGUGUCCAAAAGAGAUGAGAAUGUCUGCAAUUUUCUAGAAGGAGGAAUGUUGAUCGGGGGAUCCGACUACAAGUUGAUCUACAGACACUACGCCACGUUGUACUUUGUGUUCUGCGUGGAUUCCUCAGAGAGUGAACUAGGAAUUUUAGACUUAAUACAGGUAUUUGUGGAAACACUGGACAAAUGCUUUGAGAAUGUCUGCGAACUUGACCUCAUUUUCCAUGUAGACAAGGUUCACAACAUUCUGGCGGAGAUGGUGAUGGGGGGGAUGGUACUGGAGACCAACAUGAACGAGAUCAUCACCCAGGUGGACGCCCAGAACAAGAUGGAGAAGUCAGAGUUCUUUCCAUUCUUCUCUCUUUACAGACGUUUAUCUUUCAGUCUACCAGGCAGGACAGGUAGACGCAGUCUUUCCAUAUGGACCCACCCCAUGAAAAAAUAAGUCAAAUAACUUCACUAACAUGCACAAGUAAUCUUUCAUGACAGACCCAAAAAUGUCUACAUCUUGGGCUGAAAUGAUUAAUCGAAUAACAGGAGUAAUUCAAUUACAAAAAGUGUGGACGCCAAAUCUCUGCCUCGAGGCCUCGCAGUCGUCACUCUUCACGCAAUGUUACUGCAGAAGAAGCAAGUUAAUGAGGAGGAAAGAAUGCGAAAAAGACAAUGUCCAAAGUUUGAAAUCAUUUCACACUUAAAAAAAUAAAAAUAAGAUCAAGUACGACGGUUCAACAGCACGUCUACGAUCGCCAACACAAGAUCGGCGUUAGCUGAUGUCAUAUAGCAUACCACCGCUAGUUAGAAGGUAUUGGAAUACCCUCGCAAGUGGUCAAGGAUAGACACAGCUGCCGGUGCACUUUCAAUCGCUUUAUCGAACAAAGGGUAACAAAGUAAACACAUAAUAAGCGCAUUCAUACACGAGCUGCUACGGCCACAACUGAUGCCCAGGCAUUUAACACGCACGCCAGCUAACAGCCAGCCGCUGACCUGAGCUCACAACAACCAACUCUACACUCUUAAUUUCCUUAAUUUUCUUCAUUUCCACGCCACUCACCAGGCCAGGCCCCACCUUCUGAAGGCACACACAAAGUCACAGAUAUUAUAGUGUGGAACGUGAGGGUGAUGACCCCAAGCGGACAAAAUAAUAGCUGCACAUCACAUGCACAUUUUGUAUUUUAAGAAUGGAAAAUGAACUUUUAUACAAUUAAUCGAUAUGAUAACCAAUAGACGAAUCGUUGCUAGAAAUAUUCGAUUGCCGCACCCCUAGUUUUAAGUAAUGUUUUAACAUUCCUACUGUCAGUGUUGGGAAGAAUACUUUGGAAAUGUAAUUGUUUACAAUUACAAGUUACCAUGUUGAAAAUGUAAUAGUAGUGUAACUAUCUAACUUAUUUUCUCAAAGGAAUGCAACUAAUUACAUUUGAUAACAUUUUGAUUGCUUUUCUUCAUUUUGAAUGAAUGCAUCAACAGGACCCUUGGAUGUCAUCAAAAAAAGUGGAUUAAAACCAUAGGUCAUUAUUUUGGAAUUAACCACAUUUGUUCUUUACACAAAUAAUAAACUGAUGAAAUAACAUGAUGAAAUGUAAGUACAUAAAUUAAAAAAGAUUGUUUGUUACGUUAUGUGUACAGCAUGUGGAAAAUGUGAUACCAUAUUGACCUAAUGACAAAUGUGCACAAUUUAGAAAAUGUCGCUUCUUGUGACAACACAGAAACUGAAACGGUUCAAAAGUCAAUGUUCUUUUAUGUGUUCAAAAGUACAUCUGUGAGUCUAACUUUUUCAAAAUUCCAGACAAACUAACAGAUUGCACUACAAGGUGGUACUUCGAGGUCAUAUUUUGAGAAGUAUGUCAUGUGUUUGAGAUUUCAGCAAAAUGGCACAUGACCAGAGCCAAUCACAAGUGUCUGCUUUAGAAGGAGGAAUUAAUAUGAAAAAAAAAAAAAAUAAUCUGAGCUUUUGCAUCUGUUUUUCAAAAGUAACUAAAAUUGUAAUCUUGGAAAUUUCCAAAAGCAACUGUAAUUUAAUUACACAUUUCCCCCCCUUAAUGUAAUGAUUACAUUUACAUAAUUGUGUAAUUAGUUACUCCCAAACACUGCUUAUUGUCAUGCAAGUUUUAAAAAAAGUUAACCACUGUUAAAACAGACAUUACUCAUUCUUCUUAAAUCUCACUGAUAGUGAUAUUAAAAAAAUACUUUGACGUCAAACAGACAUAUUGAUAUUUGACACUUAUUUUUUUUUUGUAGUGAUGCUGAAGCGUAAGACAUGAGAUACUGUACAUUAUUGAUAUUCUGUCCCACCUCUACUUCAACUAUCAAUAUAAUAUCAUAAUUGCUUUCCCCCCCCCCAUCCAUCUGUUUUGUAUCACAUUUGUCUUCAUUAAAGUCACGGUUGAGCUGGAGUCUAUCCCAGCUGACUUUGAGCGAGAGGCGGCGUACACCUUGGUCUGGUCGCCGGCCAAUCGCAGAGCACAUAUAGACGUACAACCUUCCACAGUCACAUUCACACCAAUUGACAAAUUUAGAAUCUUCUCCCUCUCUUUAGAAUCCAUUGCAGAAUCUCAGUAUCAUUUUGCAUUAUUCUACAAUUUCUUCUCCUCUUCUAAAGGAUUUGCUCAAUCGGUGCCAUGACACCGAACAUCACGGAUUGAGCCUCUGUGCCGAACGCACGUUAUGACCAGCGAUCCAUUGGGAAAGUCAGUGGAGUGGAGGAAUGUACAUUCCUAACAUGUCAGAUCCAAUGCAAUGGAUGUUCAGCUUUGUUCACCAGUGAGCGGUCACUUUUGGGUCUGUCGUGCGUAAAAGAUUCACACAGAAGGGUUGGGGGAUCUCUAACCACAGUGAUUCUCAAAUGUGGAUGAUGAUUCAUUUAUUGUUCCAUAAACUGCAGAGGUGCAUUUAAAUCAGUGAUUCCCAACCUCUAUGGCGCAGCACGUUAGUGUGUCGCGAGAGAUCGUCAGGUCAGCUGUGGAAAAAUGAUCCAAGUUCACUUUAUUGGUCGAAAAAUUAUUUGGUACAAAUAAUUUAUCUUUCUUCGUCUAUCUAUGCUAGCCACUAGAUCAGUGAUUUUAACUGUGGUAUGGUACGCGGGCUCUCUCGGCUGGUACGCGACAGAAUCCCUGCCCAAAUUCAGUUGUAUUUAACUCUUGAGUUCAGUACAUUUCCAUUUAAUCUUGAACAGUUAGAGUUAAAAUAUUUAUUUGGGUACCUUUUUUUUAUCUAACUUUUAUUUGCAAUAGAUUACGAUUGAAUCAUUAUUUAAGUACAGUUUUAUUUUCCUCUCUUUUAAGCUUAGUGUUAAAAUUCAAACUUUCCCACGUUACAGCGGCUUACAAUAAUAUUAAAUAUAAUUUUUAGGAGUAAAAUCUCUAAUUUUAAGGUUUCAGUUAUCACGAUUUAAUGCUGUAAUUCAAUUAAUUGUGCUGCAUUUCUGGUGUGCCCGCCUUGACCACCAGGGGGCAGUAUGAUACAGUCAUGCAGACAAAAAGAACAAUAGUACUUCUACUACUACUGUAAGUGACUCAAUAAGAUGCUGUAAUAUUAGCUUUUUUGUAGAGGAUAAAGAAUAUAUGUCUAAAAGUAUUGUUAUAUUAGCUGUCUGCAUGUGUUGCUCCACUGUUUGUGCUCAAAUUGUGUCGCUUAUAGAGUUCUAAGACUGCAACUACCAAUGCUAAACAUUAGCAUUUCAAUGGCAUUUCCCAUUAUAUGUUAGCAUUAAGCUAGGAAGCCAGUCUUAAGGCAACAUUGUUUGGUCAUGUUAAAUACAGUGUGUAAUUAUCCUUGUUUCAUGUUUAGUUUGACAGUGCACUUCAACUGGGGGUCAUUUUUGAUGAAUUGUUCACAUUCAUUAUUUGUCUCACUGCUGCUAAUUGUGAAGUGAGCUGAAAUGAGUUCACUGGCACCAGGUGCCGCUCGUAUCUCUAGUUUGCGCUCACAAGUCAAAGCAAAACAAAUCGGUCGAAUGAUGGUUUGUAUCUAGAAAAACUUGGAAAUCGGGUCACGUAUCUCAAGGCACCACUGUACAGUACUUUUUUGGUGACAUUUUUGUUGGGUGGUUUCCGUGUGAUUUUUUCCUCAUGUAAAAUAUGUGCCAUGGCGCAAUGGUUGGGAAACACUGCUCUAAAUUGUUCCAGUUGCGAUUCACUGUGUUAGAGUGACUUACCUCCUCUGUCCACACAUCAGAUUUUCCAGUUUAGUUGAGUGCCAGCCUUACAACCUCCCCCACAUGUCAUCAGUAGCUACCGGUUAAUACGGGUCUUUUUGUUCCUGCAUCCCCCAAAAAACGCAGUUAGAAAACAAAUAAGACUACCUCUUGGGUUUAGCUCUAACAAGAUGUGAUGUAUAACCUUCAAUGUAGUGUUGUAUUAAGCCCUCCCCCCACUCCUUUUCAUUCAAAACAUACUGUACCUUUCCAGUCUUCAUUUGCAAAACCAUACUCCAAUUCUCUCCUUGCAUUUUUUAAAAACACAAAUGGGCCCCUACUGUCCGGUGGGUUCGCUCUGAAUAAUGCUUGACGAACGCCCGAUUACAGUCCAUCCAACAUAGUGAAUGACCUCACAGUGGAUUUAGAAUUGGCUCUGGUUGUGAUGUACCAACGUAGCACCGCAUUCUGCAUGUGCAUCUGACGCUAUGACGGCAUCUGAAUGUACAUAACGCACAUGUGUGUCAUGGUAGCCAUUUGGUGCUUUGGCAUCAUGUCUCGUCGAUUACCGUGUAGUGGUUAUGUUUGUCCCCCGUGUCCACCGUUGAAUGUGACUGUUUAAUGAUGUGCUAUAUAAUCUUAAUAUUGUUUGUGUAUGUGUGUGUGUGU
Phycodurus eques (leafy seadragon) is the source of this 5158-nucleotide messenger RNA. It is a transcript of the gene ap3s1, whose product is annotated as adaptor related protein complex 3 subunit sigma 1. Lineage: Eukaryota; Metazoa; Chordata; Actinopteri; Syngnathiformes; Syngnathidae. Gene Ontology annotation, biological process: Golgi to vacuole transport; intracellular protein transport. The transcript is spliced from 7 exons. Gene Ontology annotation, cellular component: intracellular membrane-bounded organelle; AP-3 adaptor complex; membrane coat. The record is from RefSeq and is a predicted model, not a curated record. The coding region runs from base 251 to 805 and encodes 184 amino acids.